AUGCCGCCGCCCGACGCCGCAGGACACCUCCGCCACCCGAGGACCGCUCUGCCGCCUCGACCACGCCUCCUCGCCGGACUACCUCCCCGGCGUCGCGUCGUCCUCGUCCCCCACCCCGACCCCCGCUGCCCUGACCCUACGGCCACCGUGAGCCGCUGCCUAUUCCCGCCUCCUCUCCCCUCUGCUCCCAUCACCGGAUCAGACCGUGCCGUCAUCCGCGCCGUGGCCCUGGUGCCGUCCCCGAUGGCCACCGGCCACGCGCUGCUUCGCCCCCGCCGGCGCCCGCGGCGGCUGCCGCUGCCGCCCCACGACCGCUGUGGCUCACCGCCGCCCCGCGCUCACCAUGGCCCCCGCGCCCGCUGGCCGCGUCAAGCGCCCCCAGCGCCUCGCGCUCCUCCUGGCCUCCCCCUGUGA
Molecule: messenger RNA, 414 nt
Organism: Aegilops tauschii subsp. strangulata
Lineage: Eukaryota; Viridiplantae; Streptophyta; Magnoliopsida; Poales; Poaceae
Source: RefSeq, a predicted model, not a curated record